Strongylus vulgaris is the source of this 984-nucleotide messenger RNA. The record is from the annotation of a GenBank genome assembly. NCBI's taxonomy places the organism in Eukaryota, Metazoa, Nematoda, Chromadorea, Rhabditida, Strongylidae.
AUGCGGAUAGUAUGGCUCUUCUUUGUGGCUACAGCUGCAACCGCGGAACUCCCUUCCGAGUCAGUUACAAUUGAUCCGCAUACAGUGCUAGUGAUGUUUGGAACGCGACAUGGAAAUCGCAAUCCAGAAGUGUUCCUCAAUGAGAAUCCACGAACUUGGGGUUUUGAAGGCGAUACCGAGUUAACAUCGAUUGGCAAACGACAGGCUUUUGGCUUGGGCAAAGAAAUGCGAAAAUUCGUGGGAGACCUUGUCUCAGAAAACUAUAAUCGCUCAGAUUCAAAGUAUUUCUCAAGCUCAGCUAAUAGAUGUCAAAUGACCUUACAGGUCGCACUGGCAGGGCUUUACAAACCCGUAGGUUGGGCAGAGUGGGAUACUUCCGGCGGUUUGCCGUGGAGUCCGGUGCCGUACACUAUCGAUGAUCCCAUGCUUAGAAUGUACGCUGUAAAAGAAUGCAGGAAUAAUGAUAAAGUUUGGAAACCUAUUGAUGACGAUACCUUACCCGCACUUGCCGAGAAAAAGAAGAAUAACACUGCUUUACUGAAUUACAUUGGUCAAGAAACUCAUUGGAAUAUGUCCUCACUAGCUAGAGCCGCUGACUUUGCUGACAAUCUCAUCGAAAUUGUAAAGUUCUUGAGAUCUGAAACGGAGUUUCAUCUUGAAAACAUUGAAAGGGUGUUUCAGGAUCUUUACAACGCCUCAUACCCUAAAUGGGUAUCUCAUCCUACGCUAGAAGGUUACGACGAAGAACGACUUGUGAAAGAAGCGUUAGAAUUUGCUGAAAUCCACCAAAUAGCUUGUGCUGACUAUGAACCAUGUAGAGAUCUAAUGUCUGGAGUCUGGCUAAAGAAUAUCCUCAAUACUAUUGCUGAUGCAAGGAAUGGAACUGGUCCACACAUAGUUGGCUUUGCUUCUUCAUCCACACUGCGAAUAAAGCAAACACACCAAGACGAAUUGUUGUUUUCGGCUUUUCCAAAAAUCAUUUAG